AUGACAAACGGCCAUAUUUAUUCCUUGGAUAAAAGUUAUCUGAUGAUUGAAAAAUCGGGUUUUAGUUAACUAAAUAACUACUGAUCAGUGUUCUAUUAAGCAUUUAUUAGUGAGACAGAAAAUAAGAAGUUGGUGUUCUUGACAGCAAUACAGAUAUAAUUUUUCAACAACUGAUACAAGUUUUAUCAGGAAGAAGGAGUUGUUUUAAAAGAGGUCUAAUGCAAGAAGUUUCCAUUCGUAUAUCUUCUGCCACUGGCUAUCAAAAUGAGAUCUGCAAGACGCUCAAAAUUCGAGAAAAACCCUUACGUACAUAGAAAUAUUAAAAAGAAGAAGAGAAAUAAGUCAAAAGGCGGCGGAGCCUUCAACUGGACGGACGAUUUGUCCGGACUUUUUCUGGAACACAUAAACCAAGUCCUUCGUGAGAAUAAAGCUAGACGAGCAGACUGCAAGGGCUCGUGGAAGAUCAUGCCCAAGGAUUCGUGUGAGGUAUACAAGAAUCGUCGUAAGCGUUUUGAAGACAACCGCCAGAAACAGGCUGAUUACGCGGCGUACUCGACUUGCGACACCGACUGCCCCUAUGCCGAGAGAAAGAAGGCCUCACGCAGACGGACAAAGAAGAAAAUACCAACAAGACGAGUCAUCGUAAGAGAUAAAAGAAAGAAAAGACCCCGUUCAGAAUCGACUGCCUCGCAUUCGUCCUCAUCAACAUCAACAAACACCAGUGUUACGGAAAUGGAUUACUAAUAAAAGUUUUAAAUGCCA
Molecule: messenger RNA, 762 nt
Organism: Trichoplusia ni (cabbage looper)
Lineage: Eukaryota; Metazoa; Arthropoda; Insecta; Lepidoptera; Noctuidae
Exons: 5
Coding region: 265-744 (159 amino acids)
Source: RefSeq, a predicted model, not a curated record